Molecule: messenger RNA, 303 nt
Organism: Symbiodinium sp. CCMP2456
Lineage: Eukaryota; Dinophyceae; Suessiales; Symbiodiniaceae
Source: the annotation of a GenBank genome assembly
AUGGGCCAAUUCGGCCGGGCACAACCGGCGCAUGACGCGAUGGACCAGAUCGUGUUGGACGAGUCGGACGAUGGCGCUGAGGCUGCGAUCCCCGGCAGCCCGAACGAUGCUCUUGUACAGGCGCCUCCCGUACGGUUCGCUUCGAACUGGUGGCGCAUGCUAACCUACGCAGGUAUGACUUGGUAUUGCUUUCACUCCUCCCAGCCGGACGAGUGGUGGGCGGUGCUAUUGAAAAAGUCCGUGACUACAGCUUGGUUGAGGACGAUAUGCGGGUACAGCACAUGGGUGGCCACGGAUGACGCG